AUGUGUGAAUCUCCUCAACUGUGGUAUAUGACAUCGUACUAUGAUUGUACUGGUCGUGGUCGGCCAAGAGGUUAUUGUGUUGAACAUCUAGUACCACACAUUUCUUCGUCGCCUGAAAACAUUCCAUGUGAAAUAUCUGAAGAGACUUUUUUGACUGAAUCAUUCUGUGAACUUGUGCCACCAUCGGUUCCACUGUCCAGUGACGAUUAUGAAGAAGACGCAGAGCAGAUUCUCGAAACUCCAAUGGAAAUUUCCAAACCUGUGGUUGCAGAAAACAUUUCAGAACCGAAAAAAGUUCUCAAGAACAAAGAACGUCAUGACUUAGUAGUUGUCUCUCAACCUGUAGAAUUACCACUGAAAAGCAUAGCAAAACAACAAUUAUCAAUUGCUCUAGUACCAUGUGUACAGUUUCCUGAAUCAUAUCAUUCGUCCAGCGAAAUGACUGUGGAUUUUUGGCGUCGAUAUCAUACGAUACGUGUGUCGUUUUCUCAAAGGGAAAUCGGUCACUUCUCAACUGCUAAUCGUGCUGAUCGUAUUCGAUGCCGUGAAGAUCAUCGAUAUUUUAAAAAGUUAAUCUAUCCAUUAGAACAAAAAAAAGUUCAUUUUGAUCUUAACGUUGGCGCUGAAUAUCUCAUAAUAAAAGAACCACCGGCUUCGCUCGAUUCGAUGUUAUGGUGGAUCAAUCGACACAAAGACGAGUUAUUUGUUAACAAAAAAUUCACUUUCGACUUUUUAGCUUGGCGUGGGACAUUACGUAAAAUUAUGUCUUCACUAUUCGAUUCAAUCGUGGACUGGCGUAUCGGGGUGAUUCGCUGGAACGGUUGUCAUUUCAUGGUGGUCUUUCAUACUGAAACCGAAUUGAAAAUCGAAGCUGAACAAACGCCAAGCGAGAAGCGUAUGCAAUACUGGGGACAUAAAUUCGAAGAUUAUAUCACAUCGGAGAAUCCGCCGAUAAUUCCAUCACCCUCAAAGAUCUUUUGCACGAUGAAUAAAGCUGCACUUGGCCGUCACAGUUUACUCUACAGUUGUGAAAUCGAUGCUUGCACAUCAAAUUCCACGUUUGAUGGAGAGAAAAAGCAACAAGGUGUUUACGUGGAAAUCAAAGUAGCUCAUGCCAAGCAUCUACUUGAUUUAAAUACUGCUUCUUCUCGAAAAUAUGCAAAAUGGUGGCAACAGUGUUAUCUAGCUGGUAUAAAUCACAUGUUACUUGGCUUUCGAAAUGACUAUGGGAUCAUUGAAUCUCUACAACCACUUGGCGUUAAAGACAUCGAAAUCCGAGCAAAAACAUGGAGUGCAAGUGCAUUUCUUUCAUUUCUGGAUGAAUUUUGUUCAUUCGUUCAACGAACAAUUACAGAAGAUUGGUCAUACGAAAACAGAGCUGUUUACCUGUUUUAUUAUUCUCCAAAAGAGAAAAAGAUCAAAUGGCGUCUUUCAAACGAAGAACAAUACCAAUUUCUUCCUGAUUGGUUUAUUAAAGAUUUUUCAUAA
Messenger RNA from Adineta ricciae, 1488 nucleotides. NCBI's taxonomy places the organism in Eukaryota, Metazoa, Rotifera, Eurotatoria, Adinetida, Adinetidae. The record is from the annotation of a GenBank genome assembly.